Messenger RNA from Kluyveromyces lactis, 2085 nucleotides. Its product is annotated as C2H2-type zinc finger protein. Gene Ontology annotation, molecular function: sequence-specific DNA binding; DNA-binding transcription factor activity, RNA polymerase II-specific. The coding region runs from base 1 to 2085 and encodes 694 amino acids. The record is from RefSeq and is a predicted model, not a curated record. The transcript has a single exon. Gene Ontology annotation, cellular component: nucleus. Gene Ontology annotation, biological process: regulation of transcription by RNA polymerase II. Lineage: Eukaryota; Fungi; Ascomycota; Saccharomycetes; Saccharomycetales; Saccharomycetaceae.
AUGGCUCUGGGUCGGUAUGAGUCUGGAAACCGAGGCUCUUAUACUUCAGAGAAUUCAUUAGAUAUAAGAAACGAUUCGGUAUCGACAAAUUACGGUGAUAAAGUUGCAACUGAGCCAACACUUGGCUAUACACGGAGGAACGAAAGUACGGGCAGCACACCGCCUGCUGUUAGGAAUGUUAAGAGGGAAACGCUGCAAAACAACAUGGGAAGUACGCCGACAGAAUUGAAUGACUUCUUGGCAAUGCUAGAUGAUAAAACAACGUAUUCCGAGGUUGUUCAGUCGGCAGAACCACGGCUGGGGUUUGAGGACCGGCAGAAAUCGACGGAAUACCAUACGGGGUCUGAAUUGAGCGGGAAUAGUAACGGAAUAGCUCUUAGUGGGAGUCCCGUCGAUAGCUACCCUAAUUCUCAAAAGAUUUCUAAUCAUAGCUCAAGGAACAAUACACUGAACUAUUCUCCCAAUAUAGAACCCUCAGUAAUGUCUGUCGGUACCCUGUCGCCGCAGGUGGCCGAUAUAAGCUCCAGGAAAAACUCUACCGUUGGUAACUCGUUAAAUUCGAACUCUAUACAGGAGUUUUUGAACCAAAUUGAUCUGAGUCAUUCCGAAGAACAGUAUAUUAAUCCCUACUUACUCAACAAGGAGUCCUACUCUACAAACAAUAAUACAAACAAUGGACAUAAUAGCUUUGAAGUUACACAUUCCGAUUCGUUGUUUAUGGACAGUGGUGCUGAUGCUGAAGCCGAAGAUCAUGGAGAGUUGAACCAACUUAAUGAAAAUCCGUUGCUAUUGGACGACGUGACAGUAUCACCAAACCCUACCUCAGACGAUAGAAGACGGAUGAGUGAGGUUGUAAACGGCAAUAUAGCAUACCCUGCACAUUCAAGAGGUUCUAUUUCUCACCAGGUGGACUUUUGGAAUUUGGGUUCAGGUAAUCCUAUUUCCUCUAACCAAAACCAAAGUAGUAAUUCUCAAGUUCAGCAAGAUAACAAUUCGGAGUUGUUUGACUUAAUGAGUUUCAAAAAUAAGGGAAGACAACAUCUGCAACAGCAACUGCAACAACAGCAACAACAGGCUCAGCUGCAAUCACAAAUGCACCGCCAACAGAUACAACAGCGCCAGCAGCACCAGCAGCAACAGUCACAGCAACGCCAUAGUGCGUUUAAGAUUGAUAACGAGCUCACUCAACUAUUGAAUGCUUAUAAUAUGACACAAUCCAACCUGCCUAGCAACGGCAGUAACAUAAACACUAACAAGUUAAGGACUGGUUCCUUUACACAAUCGAAUGUCAAGAGAAGCAAUUCAUCAAAUCAGGAAGCACAUAAUAGAGUUGGUAAGCAACGAUAUUCAAUGUCACUUUUGGAUGGUAACCAAGAUGUUAUAUCGAAGCUAUAUGGAGACAUGACGCGCAAUGGACUUUCUUGGGAAAAUGCUAUAAUAUCCGAUGAUGAAGAAGAUCCAGAAGAUCAUGAAGAUGCUUUAAGGCUCAGAAGAAAAUCUGCAUUGAAUAGGUCAACCCAAGUUGCAUCACAGAAUCCUACGGAAACUUCAUCAAGUGGACGAUUUAUUUCUCCACAAUUGUUGAACAACGAUCCACUACUAGAGACUCAAAUUUCCACGAGCCAAACUUCGUUAGGCCUUGAUAGAGCUGGUUUGAAUUUUAAACUCAAUUUACCCAUUACAAACCCUGAAGCCCUUAUUGGAUCAAGCCAACCUGAUGUCCAAACUCUUAAUGUUUACUCUGAAUCAAAUGUUCUCCCCACAAGUGCACAGUCGACAACCACGAAGAAGAAACGGUCCAGCAUGUCCAAAUCAAAGGGCCCUAAAUCUACCUCUCCGAUGGAUGAAGAAGAAAAGCCUUUCAAAUGUGAUCAAUGUAAUAAGACCUUCCGCCGUAGCGAACACUUGAAAAGACAUGUACGUUCUGUUCACUCGACGGAAAGACCUUUCCACUGUCAGUUUUGUGAUAAGAAGUUCAGUAGAAGCGACAAUUUAUCACAGCAUUUAAAGACACACAAGAAGCACGGCGAUAUAACUGAGCUACCCCCACCGAGAAGAGUCACGAAUUCUUCAAACAAGCACUGA